CGCUCCCACAACCCUUUGCGGUGGUUCAAGAUGACGGCGCCCAGAGGUUCCAUCAGCGAUGCGGAGAGCAGCAGCGGCGGCAGCGACGCCGAGGAGCUGGCGCGGUGCCGCGAGGCGGCGGUGCCGGCCUGGGGCGUGGGGCAGCGCCCGAGAGGCCCGGAGAAGAAAAGAGCCGAUGCUGCAAAUAAUCAGUUGCCAACUACCCAGCCAAGCCUCAGGCAUAAGGUGGAUGAGCACGAACAAGAUGGCAAUGAGCUUCAGACCACCCCCGAAUUCCGAGCCUACGUAGCCAAGAAGCUGGGAGACCUGCUGGACAGCUCCAUUACCAUCUCAGAAGCUGUGAAGGGACCAACAAAGGCGGAGGUACAGAAAGCCACCCCGGAGGAUGAUGGCUUCCGCCUCUUCUUCACCUCCAUCCCCGAAGGCCCUGAGGAGACAGCUGCUCCCCAGCCCCGCCGAAAGCGACUGCCUUCCCGCUCCAGCAGUGAGGACAGUGAUGAGGAGUGGCAGCGGUGCCAGGAGGCAGCUGUGUCAGCCUCUGCCAUUCUGCAGGAGUCCGCCAUCCAUGGUCCUGUCAAGGUGGAAAAAGAAGCAAAGAAGAAGAAAAGGAAGUUGAAAAAGAAAGCCAAGGAGGCCAGCACAGACUUGACCACAGCCACCACCAUCACAAGCAAGGCCACAGCCAGGAAGCAGGGAAAGGAGUCAGCCAAGCUCAACGGAGACCUUGUGUCCCUGGGAACCAAAAAGAAGAAAAAGGCAACGAGGGCCAUUGAGGCCUCCCCAUUCCCACCAUCGAAGAGCGCAGCAGCCUCGCCUGCACACUGACCAGGUGCAGGGCGGGCCCAGCUAGUCCCAGGGAUGAGGUGCCACUGGGGCGGGGCAUUUCCAGGCGCUGCCUCCCUCUCCACGUUCAGGGACUUGGCUGUAAGUCCAGACUCUGCCCAUGAACGGGGCUUGCCCAAGAGUCGGGGCAAAGCCUUGGCUGUAGAGUGAGAAGCCUAAGCAAGGCCUGCCCUCCUGUCCUCCGGGGCUGGGGCAGACCUGUGGUACCAGAACGUUCCGUGGUCUCGGAAGAAGGAGCCUUCCAGCUGGUCAAGGCUGAUAGCCGAGCAGUGACGCUUCCAUCUCCCCAGGGCUGUCGGAGGAGGUGAGUGAAGGGAGACUCACCCACCUCCUCAGCCUGGAGUGGGAGACAGUCUUAAGAAAAUGAGGGAAGAGGUCCCUGAGGUGUCAAGGCCCAAAGAGUUUGUGCUUCUCCCCUCUGCCCUGUGACUGGAUAUAACAUUGUCUGAAAAAGAAGGAGAGAUUCCCCCCUCAUUUUCCAGAACUUUCUCUACAUUUGUGAACACACCACACACGAUCAUAUCUCAACCAGAUUAUCGAAAAUUAAGGGUCAGACCCAGCACGGAACUAAGUGAUUGGGUGCUGCCUCCAGCAGUGCUGAAUGCUGAUGAGACAUUUUAAAUCAGCACCACACAGGAGGGUCCCUGCCCCGGCUGCAGGCUACGGAAGUGCCACAGGCCUUGUGGACUGGGCUUCAUGCACGAGGCCUAUUCACGGAGCAGAAGGCCAAGGUUAAGGUAAACUAAUGGCACCGUCGCGUAGAUUCGGCAGAGCAAGAAUGACAGGUGGCCCCCGAGAGUCUGCGUGUGCUGGACCCAUCCCUCCGGCUCCUGGCCCACCUGCGCCUCCCUCUGCCUGCCCAACCCACUGGGCGAUGGGGGACAAGCAAGAAGGUUCCAGUAUGUUCCUCGUUUACUUUAUUAAAAGUUAAAUAAUGUACAGGCUCGUCUUUAGCUGGCUGCCAGCUGCAGGGGAUGCAGCUCUUCAUGGUCCCAGGAUGGAGGUGGUCUAAAGCAGCGUCGCCAACUGGUGGUCCGUGAGGUCCGAAAGGUUGGCGACUGCUGGUCUAAAGGGCCCGGUUCUCGCAGCAGCCUCGGAGGGGAGGUCGCAGGAGCCUGGUGACACGGCACCUUGUUCCCUGGGUGGUACUCGGGCUCUUCGGGGCUGCAUCUGCCUGGACCGCCUCAUCCCUCAGGCCCCAGGCUUCCAGGCCUCAGGCUGGUCCACACAGGUGACUCCUCUCUGCUGGUCUCGUCUCUCCCUUCUCCCUCUGGGCACCUCUGUUCUGCCAGCUGCUCAGGCCUUGCUGCCUUCUGAGCUCAGCAGCUUCUCCUCCAAACCAGGGGAGGGUUUGCAGGACCCCAGAGCCCAGAGGAGCCGCUGCCCCAGGACUUAGCACCAGGCACAAAGUUGCAAGGCUCCACAGGAGUGAGGACACUUCCUAGCCUUGGGGGCUUUUCAGCAGAGGCAAGAUACCAGGCUGGCACCGGAAGACAUGAUGCUCGGGAACAAAUGUCCCAGGAAACGCGGUCACAGGGCCCAGGGAGGGGGAAGCUGAGAGCCCUGCUGCCUUCAUUCGCUUGAGCUCCUCGAGGGCUUGGGCGUCCGAGCUCCAGGCCUCAGGCAGAACAGCCCCUCGGAAUGCUGAUGUGAGUGGGGGCUGGGUGGGAACAA
This is a messenger RNA of Myotis myotis, 2517 nucleotides long. It is a transcript of the gene CUNH12orf43, whose product is annotated as chromosome unknown C12orf43 homolog. Lineage: Eukaryota; Metazoa; Chordata; Mammalia; Chiroptera; Vespertilionidae. Bases 31 to 825 code for a protein of 264 amino acids. The transcript has 6 exons. The record is from RefSeq and is a predicted model, not a curated record. Gene Ontology annotation, biological process: negative regulation of Wnt signaling pathway; Wnt signaling pathway; Spemann organizer formation.